This is a messenger RNA of Uloborus diversus, 628 nucleotides long. RefSeq lists its product as uncharacterized. The transcript is spliced from 5 exons. NCBI's taxonomy places the organism in Eukaryota, Metazoa, Arthropoda, Arachnida, Araneae, Uloboridae. The coding region runs from base 47 to 604 and encodes 185 amino acids. The record is from RefSeq and is a predicted model, not a curated record.
UGCAAGAGCUUGGGUCAAUAACAUUUACUUAUUAACGCUUUUCAAAAUGGUGAAAAUGAUUUUCGUCAUCGUAGUUUCGGUAUUAGGCUGUGCAGUAGCAUCUCCAGUUUGCACCAAUGAAGAAUCCCAGAAAUGCGUGCCCGAAGAUACCUCAACCGCGUUCCUAGAAAUGGAGCGUCCGUGGACAUAUGAUGGAUAUACUUUAGAUGCGGAAUGCCCUGAUAAGCUUUCAAUCAUAGAGUGUGGACUUGCUUUUUCACAAAGAUGUUAUAAUACUUCACUAGGAGCUGGUUUGACAGGUUUUCAGAGCUUAAAAGAUCUCUAUGAUAAAUUAUGUGACAAAUCGAGUGCAUUUAGAACUGACUACUUGGAACACAUAAUCUGCCUGAAUGAACAGAUCGAGGAAAGGAGUAGCGUAUGUACGGAUUUCUUGAAUCCUCCUCCUGGCACUACUACGUGUUCAGCACAAUUCAACAGUUAUAAGUACUGUGUGGAGAUGGAUGUAAAACAAUCUUGCGGAGAGAAGGCAACCAAAGUGUUCAAAGCCCUUUACGCGGCAAGACUCAGUUUAAACAUAGCAUCCUGUGAGUUUUUAGAGCACUAGAAAUUAGUUUCAAGGAAUCUGUUG